UGGAAAGAAAGGACUUGCCACCAACCUGGGCUUCUAGGGACCUUUCUCUCGACUGGGAAGGAUUUUGAUGUUAAUUGGAAAUACCUCCAGAAGAUUCAAGAAGCUGUGAAAUAAGUCUGUGAAGGACCAGCAUGGGAAUCCUAUACUCUGAGCCCAUCUGCCAGGCGGCCUAUCAGAAUAACUUGGGUCAAGUGUGGCACUGGGUGAGGGAAGACGGCAACUGUAUCAACGUUCAAGAUGGCUUUAAUGGAGACACCCCCCUGAUCAGCGCUUGCAGGCGAGGGCACCUGAGAAUCGUUUCCUUCCUUCUGAGAAGAAACGCUGAUGUGAACCUCAAAAACCAGAAACAGAGAACCUGCUUGCAUUAUGCUGUGAAGAAAAGAUUUACCUUCUUUGAUUAUCUACUCAUUAUCCUCUUAAUGCCUGUCCUGCUUAUUGGCUAUUUCCUCAUGGUAUCAAAGACAAAGCAGAAUGAGUCUCUUGUACGAAUGCUACUUAACGCUGGUGCAGAAGUUAAUGCUAUAGAUUGUUAUGGCUGCACUGCGCUACAUUAUGCCUGCAAAAUGAAAAACCAGACUCUCAUUCCUCUGCUCCUUGAAGCCCAUGCAGACCCCAUGAUAAAGAAUAAGCAUGGUGAGAGUUCCCUGGAUAUUGCACGGAGAUUAAAAUUUUCCCAGAUUGAAUUACUGCUAAGGAAAGCAACAUAAUCGUUAUGACCUCAUAGGAAGAAGUACAAAAAGGACUGGAUUCUAUUUCCAUCUUGGACUGUUGGUCUGUAGACCACUCAGUCUGGAGGUCACCAUGGUAUGAGGAUAACUAUGGUUGCCAUGGGUAAUGUUUUGGAAGAGCUUUGUAUUUCUAAUGUAUUUUUGCUCAGUGGAGUUCACUGUGGUCAAAAUCCUUCUAGCGGAAACACUAUAGCUGUCGGAUUCUCCACUUCAGUCAAAAAACGGUGAUGUUUCAAACUCAGUCUCCCCUGAAGGAGAGGAUCAGCGUUAUCCAUGUUAUCUGUUUUCAGUUGUGUUGCUCUUAUAAAGAAGCUGUCCCGUCCAUAUCGUGCCCCAGGACAAAAACUGUUCUUCUGAGGCUCCUUUGAGUAGUAAGAGGAAGAAUCAAAGCAUGCACAUUUGUAUAGAAUGGUGUGUGUAUGUGUGCCGGUUUAGAGAUUCGUAUAUAAAUAUUCCAGCUUCAACAAAAUCGUCUAUUAGUUGUCACCACAGAUAUUAGCAAAUGCUACAAGUCAGAGCCUUGUUUUCCUUUCCAAGGAGCCAGUGUACCAGCAUACCUCUAGAUGUUUUGCUAUCAAUUUACAAAUAAGAGC
Messenger RNA from Balaenoptera ricei (Rice's whale), 1321 nucleotides. It is a transcript of the gene ANKRD22, whose product is annotated as ankyrin repeat domain 22. NCBI's taxonomy places the organism in Eukaryota, Metazoa, Chordata, Mammalia, Artiodactyla, Balaenopteridae. Gene Ontology annotation, molecular function: protein binding. The record is from RefSeq and is a predicted model, not a curated record. The coding region runs from base 132 to 707 and encodes 191 amino acids. The transcript has 6 exons.